This is a messenger RNA of Hippopotamus amphibius kiboko, 4517 nucleotides long. It is a transcript of the gene FSD2, whose product is annotated as fibronectin type III and SPRY domain containing 2. The record is from RefSeq and is a predicted model, not a curated record. The transcript has 14 exons. Gene Ontology annotation, molecular function: protein binding. The coding region runs from base 918 to 3203 and encodes 761 amino acids. NCBI's taxonomy places the organism in Eukaryota, Metazoa, Chordata, Mammalia, Artiodactyla, Hippopotamidae.
GGGCGGGUUCUCGACCACCAGCGAAAACGUCAGAAGGUCGCUGCUCUGAAUCAAUCAAUGUCGCAACCCCUUCUGGAGUCCGGAGUUACCACUCUUGCCUCACCUUUUCCACCUGUGUAUACACGGACGUUGAAAAAAAGUAUUUGUUAAAUGAACGAGUUAUUGUCUUAGCCGCCUGCACUAAACUGUGAACCGCUUGAGAACGGCCACCCAGCUGACUUGGUCUUCUAUUACCAGGACCCUAGUGAAUACCUGGUUGCUGUGCUCGAGAAUUGUGAGAUCAAACAUGAAAUUAAACUAAAUAGUUAUUUGUUGAGGGCCUCUAAGCGCCAAGCACUGGGUAGAAGCCACAGGCUUGUUGGUAUCAAUUCAAUAAGCUUUUAUGGAAUGUAUGCUGAGUGCCUGGGGAGGCUGGGCGCCGAGAAGGCAUACAAAAAAGAUACCUCCGUUUUCAAAGUAUCCCAGCUCCCAACCAACAUGUUUCAAUACGAUCUGUGUUCUAACUCGUCAUUUUAGAGACAAGGAAACCGAGACCCGGAAAAGAAACGUUUCUUAAGAUACACAGACACUCAGGCAGUUCAGACACUUCAGACCACCUGGCUAUUGAAGACCCGCUUAAGGAGAUCCGGAUAUGUAAUUUGCAGGUGGGCCAAUGGUGGCCUGAGGAGAGAGGAUUGGCUGCUUUGGUGGCAGAGCCGGGGGAGUGCCUGCUUUGCAAUCGUCUGCAUCCCAGAGUUUGCCUGGACCAAGGGUGGAGCCUGUGUCCCAAGAUCCAGAUGUGGGCCAGCAGGACGACAGAGCCAGCAAGGAGUCACCUAGAUCCUGCCUGAGAGAACCAGCUGCAUGGGACCCAGGAUAUCCACUAAGAACUGUCCAGGAAGAAUCUUUCUUGUGCAGAGGUGCUGCCCAGAGCUACAAUGGAAGGGGACACAGUGGAGGCACCGGGGCUGGGCAGGUCCGCUGCCUCCAAGGAUUUCCACUUUUAUCACAUGGGUCUGUGUGACUCUGAAGACAGGCUGCAGAUCUUCCCAGAAGACACUCAGAUGAGAAGAGAAGUAGUCCAAGCUGAAAUGACCAGUGAGCCAAGAGGGGCCAUGAAAGGGAAGGCUCAGGGCGACCUUGGAGAGGAAGUGGAUGAACUUGUGCGUCUGUAUGGACUCGAAGAUGAUCAUGAAUUAGGGGAUGAGCAUAUUGACGAAAGCAUGCCCAGAAUAGAGGUUUCAGAAUAUCCUCCUUAUAUGAUGACGGGGGGAGAACCAUUGAGGGAGCAGAGAGACUGGAGACUUAGUGGUGAGGCCACUAGAGCUGAGGACCUGGACUUCGGGGGGUGGGGCUCGGCAGGCCAGUGCCAGGACUUGCGGGAAGCUUAUAGGUACACCCAUGGCCGUGCCAGUGAAGAGUAUGAGUGCUAUGUCAUCCCGGAGGAGGAGGACGAGGAAGAAGCUGCCGACGUCUUCUGUGUCACUUGCAAAACUCCAGUAAGAGCACUGGAGAAGGUUCUUGAUGAACACAAGGAACAUGAGGUGACCCCACUCAGUAAAGCACUGGAAAGUGCCAAGGAUGAAAUUCACAAAAACAUGUACAAAUUGGAAAAGCAGAUUAUUGAGAUGGAAAAUUUUGCGAGUCACUUGGAGGAGGUUUUCAUCACUGUGGAGGAGAAUUUUGGAAGACAAGAACAAAACUUUGAGUCACAUUACAAUGAGAUCUUGGAAACGCUCGCUCAAAAAUACGAAGAAAAAAUACAAGCUCUAGGGGAGAAAAAGAAACAGAAGCUGGAAGCCUUGUAUGGACAGCUGGUCAGCUGUGGAGAAAAUCUUGAUACCUGCAAAGAACUGAUGGAAACAAUAGAGGAGAUGUGUCAUGAAGAGAAGGUUGAUUUCAUAAAGGAUGCUGUGGCUAUGGCUGACAGACUCGGAAAAUUCCUGAGGACAAAAACGGACGUGGAAAUCUCGGCACAGCCUGACUUUGAAGACCAGACCUUGGACUUCUCUGAUGUGGAGGAGCUGAUGGGCUCCAUUAACACCAUCCCAGCUCCUUCUGCUCCAGUGAUAAACCCACAGGCCCCCAACUCAGCCACGGGUUCCUCAGUCCGAGUGUGCUGGAGCUUAUUCUCUGAUGACACCGUGGAGAGCUAUCAGCUGUCCUACCGGCCAGUGCAGGACAGCUCGCCUGGGAAGGACCGAGCAGAGUUUACAAUGACCAUCAAAGAAACAUAUUGCUCAGUGACAAACCUUGUGCCAAAUACCCAGUAUGAAUUUUGGGUCACAGCUCAGAACAGGGCUGGCUUCAGCCCCGCCAGUGAGCGUGCAGUGUACAUGACAGCGCCUUGUCCCCCCAUUAUAAAAAGCAAAGAGAUAAGGAGCUGUGAAGAAGCUGCGCUGAUCUGCUGGGAGUCUGGGAACCUGAAUCCUGUGGACUCGUACACGGUGGAGCUGACCCAGGCAGAAACUCCGGGAGCCUCAGGCGUAACUGAGUCUGUCGUGGGCGUCCCGACCUGCGAGUGCCUGGUGCAGCUGCAGCCCCGGCAGAGCUACGCCAUCUACGUGCGGGCCCUCAACGUGGGGGGCCCCAGCGCAAGGAGCGAGCCUGCUACAGUCCACACCUCAGGCAGCUACUUUCACCUGAACGAGCACACCUGCCACCCCUGGCUGACUGUUUCUGAAGAUGGGCUUACAGUAGUACGAAGUGAGAGGAAAGCCCUCGCCAAGGGCCUACUCCCCAGUGACACCAGGUUUACCAGGUGUGUUGCUGUCAUGGGAAACCUAAUUCCAGUCCAAGGGCGCCAUUACUGGGAGGUGGAGGUGGACGAGUGUUUGGACUACACAGUGGGUGUGGCCUCUGAAGAUGUCCCUAAACAGGAGGACCUGGGAGCAAACCGCCUCUCCUGGUGCAUGAGGCACACAUUUGCAUCAUCAAGGACUCAUUUCCUGCUCCUUUCCUUAAAGUCCAGAUGGAAAGAAAAAGCAGCUCUGGGUACUUUUUAUAAAACAGAUAAAUUCAUGGAGACCUUAUUCUGUGCUAAGCACUGUUCUACACUCUUACACAUACUAUCUCGUUUACUUCUUACAACUGUAUUAUUCCAUUUUAAAGAUAAGAAAGCUACACCUCACAGCAGUUCAAUAGUCCACCCAACAUGGAUUUGGGGCUUGGAUUCAAACCUAGGCAGUCUGGCUCCAAAGACAGCAUUCUUCACUACUAAGUGACUGGCUUUGCAUUUAUGUUCAGCUUCAGUGUUACUAAAUGAAUAGUUUGAUUUGAAGCCCUAAUUCCAACUUUUUUAGGUGUGGGCAGAGGCUUAAUGGCUAUGGUUAAUUCUGGUUUGCUUCUGCUGCUAAGCAUUCUGUCCUCUAAUGGAGUAGUUCCAUAAAGCCAGGAAAAUCCAUGAGGCCCAGGCCUGUAGACAUUUCAGACUUAGAAGGCCAUGGGUGCAACCUCCCUCCACCUCAAAAAUUGCAAAAAUGUUUACCACACCACUUUCCCAGCACCCUAUGUACUAUGGGGCCUCUGACCCUUGACUUGCUGAAUCCUAUUAAUGUUUCAUCCAAUAUUCUGUGCCCGGGAGCCUCCAUCAUGGUUAGUUAAAUGUUGUCAUGCCCAAGAAAAGUGAGAAGACCAACUUUCCUCCUGUAAGAUAUUAAGACUAAAAUGGGCUCUGCUAAACCUCAGACCCAGUUUGGGGAAUGCAAGAAAUACUAUGCACUGAGCCACAUACUGGUUUUGGAUAUUCUGCCUGAAGUAAGACUGAAAAAUCAAUCUCCUCGCCUAGGCAGUUAAAAACAAGGGGCAGAGAAAAACUGAAGGAGCAUAAAGGAAGAGUAGCAGUCUGUGUGGAGUGGGAGGGGUGAAGUUAAAAGACAGAAAAGGAGUGGGAACACAAGACAGGGUGAAAAAGAAAGGGCGAAAAGCCGAACCGUGGUGGGAGGGAAGGUAGAGGGGCUGGCACACAGAGCUCUUCAAACGUCCGUACAGGGCAGAGUUGGGAAAUUCCUGUGGCUGGCUUUGGUUUCUGCCAUUUUCAAAGCACACAGGAGAAGCAAUCCCUAUUCAUGAAGAAAACCUCCCCAGCGUGAGAGGGUGCUGGUGCUACAGAAUACUGAGUGGUGACAGGCCCCCAGCUGGGAUGCCUUAGAGCACUUGUGCACAGAUUAUACCAAAAGGCCCAGUUUAUUACAUGAAAGAUCAUGAGGUUCCCUGUUUCAAAUGUCUAUUACAAGGGAUUUACAUAUCUGAACCUUGAAAUCCACAUUUUUAAAUGUAUUAUUUCUAUACAAAGUUUGAUGCAAUAUGAGUUUAUGAUACUGUAUGUCAGUUUCUUAGGUUAAGUGGCCACUCAAAAACAGAGUUUUGAAAUAUAAAUUUCUUAGGAUACGUUUUAGAAGAUGUAUAUAUGUAUAUAUAUAUAGUUUUAGAAAUGGCCUGUUACUUUGAUAGUCAUUUAAUAAAAGAAAAUAAUCAUAGAAGUAUUUGAAAAUUGAAAUGUUCUGUAAAUAGCCCAUCUGCAGAAUUUUUGAAGCUUU